GCUGUAUGACAAAUGUUCUUAUACCUCGCGUGACCGAGGAUGGGUCGUGGGCAUUCACCCCGUCAGUGACCAAGGCAACAGAGACCCACGCUACUUUUUCUCCUUGAAGACAGACCGGGCCCGUCAAGUGACCACCAUCCAUGCCCACCGCAGCUACCUCCCAGGCCAGUGGGUACACCUAGCUGCCACCUACGAUGGGAGGCUGAUGAAGCUCUAUGUGAAUGGUGCCCAAGUGGCAACCUCUGGGGAGCAAGUGGGUGGCAUAUUCAGCGUGCUGACCCAGAAAUGUAAAGUGCUCAUGUUGGGGGGCAGUGCCCUGGAUCACAACUACAGGGGCUACAUCGAGCACUUCAGUCUGUGGAAGGUGGCAAGGACUCAGCGGGAGAUACUGUCAGACAUGGAAGUCCAUGGCCUCCACACUCCUCUACCUCAGCUCCUCCUCCAGGAGAACUGGGACACUGUGAAGCGCACCUGGUCCCCCAUGAAGGAUGGCAACAGCCCCCGAGUGGAAUUCAGCAAUGCCCCCAGUUUCCUCCUGGACACGAAUUUGGAGCCCCCUCUGUGUGGGCAGACAUUGUGUGACAACACAGAGGUCAUGGCGAGCUACAACCAGCUCCCAAGUUUCCGCCAGCCCAAGGUGGUGCGCUACCGUGUGGUCAACCUCUACGACGACAGCGGUGAGAACCCGACGGUGAGCCGCGAGCAGGUUGACUUCCAGCACCGGCAGCUGGCCGAGUCCUUCAAACACUACAACAUCUCCUGGGAGCUAGAGGUGCUGGAGGUGAGCAACUCGUCCCUGCGUCACCGCCUCAUCCUGGCCAACUGUGACAUCAGCAAGAUCGGAGAUGAGAAUUGCGACCCUGAGUGCAACCACACGCUGACUGGACAUGACGGUGGGGACUGCCGCCACCUGCGCCACCCCACCUUCAUGAAGAAGCAGCAGAACGGUGUGUGUGACAUGGACUGCAACUAUGAACGCUUCAACUUUGAUUCCGGAGAGUGCUGUGACCCCGAAAUCACCGAUGUCACUAAGACUUGCUUUGAUCCUGACUCUCCACACAGAGCCUACUUGGAUGUUAAUGAGCUGAAGAACAUUCUUAGAUUGGAUGGAUCAACACACCUCAAUAUUUUCUUUGCAAACUCCUCAGAGGAGGAGUUGGCAGGAGUAGCAACUUGGCCAUGGGACAAGGAGGCCCUAAUGCACUUAGGUGGCAUUGUCUUGAACCCAUCUUUCUACGGCCUUCCUGGGCACACCCACACCAUGAUCCAUGAGAUUGGGCACAGCCUGGGCCUCUAUCACAUCUUCCGAGGCAUCUCAGAAAUCCAGUCCUGCAGUGACCCCUGCAUGGAGACAGAACCCUCCUUUGAGACCGGAGACCUCUGCAAUGACACCAACCCAGCCCCCAAACACAAGUUCUGCGGCGACCCGGGGCCGGGGAAUGACACCUGUGGUUUUCAUAGCUUCUUCAACACUCCUUACAACAACUUCAUGAGCUAUGCAGAUGACGACUGUACCGACUCCUUCACACCCAAUCAAGUCGCCAGAAUGCACUGCUACCUGGACCUGGUGUACCAGAGCUGGCAGCCCUCCAGGAAACCGGCGCCUGUCGCCCUGGCCCCCCAGGUCGUGGGCCACACGACAGACUCUGUGACAUUGGAGUGGUUCCCACCUAUUGAUGGCCACUUCUUUGAAAGAGAAUUGGGAUCAGCAUGUGACCUUUGUCUGGAAGGGAGAAUCCUGGUGCAGUAUGCUUUCAAUGCCUCCUCCCCAAUGCCCUGCGGCCCAUCUGGACACUGGAGCCCUCGAGAAGCAGAAGGUCAUCCAGAUGUUGAACAGCCCUGUAAGUCCAGUGUUCGCACCUGGAGCCCAAAUUCAGCUGUCAACCCACACACGGUCCCUCCAGCCUGCCCCGAGCCACAAGGCUGCUAUCUCGAGCUGGAAUUCCGCUAUCCCUUGGUCCCUGAGUCACUGACUGUCUGGGUGACCUUUGUCUCCAGCGACUGGGACUCUAGUGGAGCUGUCAAUGACAUCAAACUUUUGACUGUAAGUGGAAAGAACAUUUCCCUGGGCCCUCAGAACAUCUUCUGCGAUGUUCCACUGACCAUCAGACUCCAGGAUGUGGGCGAGGAGGUGUAUGGUAUCCAGAUCUACACGCUGGACGAGCACCUGGAGAUUGAUGCAGCUAUGUUGACCUCCAUUGCAGACACCCCGCUCUGCCUAGAGUGUAAGCCCUUGCAGUAUAAGGUGGUCCGGGACCCUCCUCUUCAGGCAGAUGUCGCCUCCAUCCUACAUCUCAACAGAAGAUUCUUGGACAUGGAUUUAAAACUUGGCAGUGUGUACCAGUACCGGGUCAUAACCAUUUCAGGAACUGAAGAGAGUGAGCCAUCCCCUGCUGCCAUAUACAUCCAUGGAAGUGGGUACUGUGGUGAUGGCAUUAUCCAGAAAGACAAAGGGGAGGAAUGCGAUGACAUGAAUAAGAUUAAUGGUGAUGGCUGCUCCCUUUUCUGCAGACAAGAAGUUUCCUUCAAUUGCAUUGACGAGCCCAGCCGGUGCUAUUUCCAUGAUGGUGAUGGGGUAUGUGAGGAGUUCGAACAAAAAACUAGCAUUAAGGACUGUGGAGUCUACACGCCCCAGGGGUUCCUGGAUCAAUGGGCAUCCAAUGCUUCAGUAUCCCACCAGGACCAGCAAUGCCCAGGCUGGGUCAUCAUUGGACAGCCAGCAGCAUCCCAGGUGUGUCGAACCAAGGUGAUAGAUCUCAGUGAAGGCAUUUCCCAGCACGCCUGGUACCCUUGCAUCAUCAGCUACCUUGACUCCCAGAUGACUCAGACCACUUUCUGGCUCCGGGCGUAUUUUUCUCAGCCAAUGGUUGCUGCAGCGGUCAUCAUUCACCUGGUGACCGAUGGGACCUAUUAUGGGGACCAAAAGCAGGAAUUCGUCAGCGUGCAGCUGCUUGAUACCAAAGACCAGAGCCACGAUUUAGGCCUCCAUGUCCUGAGCUGCAGGAACAAUCCCCUGAUUAUCCCGGUGGUCCAUGACCUCAGCCAGCCCUUCUACCACAGCCAGGCGGUACGUGUGAGCUUCAGUUCGCCCCUCGUCGCCAUCUCGGGGGUGGCCCUCCGCUCCUUCGACAACUUUGACCCCGUCACCCUGAGCAGCUGCCAGAGAGGGGAGACCUACAGCCCUGCUGAACAGAG
Messenger RNA from Galeopterus variegatus (Sunda flying lemur), 3195 nucleotides. RefSeq names its product pregnancy-associated plasma protein A, pappalysin 1 (gene PAPPA). Gene Ontology annotation, molecular function: metallopeptidase activity. The record is from RefSeq and is a predicted model, not a curated record. Lineage: Eukaryota; Metazoa; Chordata; Mammalia; Dermoptera; Cynocephalidae. The annotation marks the transcript as partial. The transcript has 12 exons.